Eruca vesicaria subsp. sativa (arugula) is the source of this 516-nucleotide messenger RNA. Lineage: Eukaryota; Viridiplantae; Streptophyta; Magnoliopsida; Brassicales; Brassicaceae. The record is from the annotation of a GenBank genome assembly.
AUGCAAGAACGUUUCAGGUGUAUAAGCUCAGAAAACCUGGUGAAGACAAUGGUGUCAAAGGUGGUGAUGCAUACUAAUCAAGAUCCAGAUGGGUAUAAGCACAUUUUGAAAAGUAUAACAGGAAGCACAGAAAAGGGGAUCUUAGCCUUAGUGGCAUUCUGUUUCAGCUCGUCAAAAGCACCGGCUCUGAAAGUAUCCGAACAGAUUGAAAUCAAAGUUUGGGAACUAACAAGGGAGAAAGAGAGGAUAAUCGGCGAAAAGAAACACAGGAGGCGGAGUCAAUCCUCUCACCGUAGUCUCCACCUGCGGCUGUGUUGUAAUGGUUUACCCCACCGUUCGAUUCUAAGUCAUCAAAGAAAAGGAUGCGUGUCGUCGCCGUCGAAUCAGAGAGCUCGUCACCGUCGACUCAGAGAGCUACUCACCGUCGACUCAGAGAGCUCGUCACCGUCGACUCCGAGAGCUCGUCACCGGAUGCCUCGUCGGGGAGCCGCAGUUUCUAUUUCACGGGUCUUUUAG